UGGAAACCCAUUGCCAUUAUUUGGCAUUUGUUUUGCAUUCUUAGAUUUGUAACUGGCAAUAUGAAUAUCAGUAUAAAAGUAAUGUUUCGACAGUACACUUGCUUGAGUUUUAUUCACUCGUUUGAGACAUAUUCACGAGAUAAUGAAUACAAAUUUGUUAAAAAAGAGGAAGAACGAAAAUGAGAACUAUGCCACGCAUGAUCAAUUAUCGGACUCAGACAGUGAAAUUGAGAUAAAUAAUAAUUGUGUCAGAAAAAAGGCAAUGAGAAUUCGGAGUAAAAAUGUAUUUAGUACCUCCGAAUCAGAAGAAGAUGAUGUAGUCGAUACUUUACAUCCAUCGAGUUCUAAUGACAUGCAAUGGACUAUGAAGAAUGUUAACUUAAAAUUUCACAAAUUUAAUGCCUCCAAUGCCGGACUCCAGAGAGAUGACAUCACAUUCUCCUCUUCGAUAUUAGACUAUUUCGAAAUAUUUUUUUCAUCCGAACUGGUGAACUUCAUAGUAGAUAAGACAAAUAACUACUGGGCACAUAGAGUAAAUCAUAACAUGUAUAAUCACAAAAUUGGGACAACUGUUGACGAAUUAUACUGUUUUCUUGCAUGCACAUUGCUAAUGUCGCGAAAUAAAAAAUUACGACUAAGCGAUUAUUGGUCUCGCAAUAAACUUUUAAGAACAAUAUUUUUACCGAGAUUAUGUCUAGAGAUAAGUAUUUAACAUUAUUGAAAAUGUUAUAUUUUGUAGACCAUAAUACGUAAUCUUCUGACCGUUUACAUAAGAUCAGCAGUGUUUUCAGUAAACUUGUAAAAUCAUUUAAAGA
Molecule: messenger RNA, 815 nt
Organism: Vespa crabro (European hornet)
Lineage: Eukaryota; Metazoa; Arthropoda; Insecta; Hymenoptera; Vespidae
Product: piggyBac transposable element-derived protein 1-like
Exons: 2
Coding region: 143-712 (189 amino acids)
Source: RefSeq, a predicted model, not a curated record